AUGUCCGAAGAAUACAAGAAAAAUGUUGCCGAACCCUACUCCCAACGACGCGACAUGGGGACUCGCAGCGCCCUCUCCGGAGGAAUGAGCAUGCUCGUCAGCAGCAUCACCGGACCCGGUGUGCUUCAAAUCCCAACAGUGUUCCAAACGUCCGGGUUCUUUUUCCCCACGUUUCUCUUCCUCGUCGUGACCGUGUUCACGGGCUGGAGCUGCCUCUUUCUUCUCGAAGCCAUGUCGCUCUUUCCUGGGAACGCGUCGUUUGAGAGAAACGUCGAGUUUACAGUGCUAGUGCAUCACUUCUAUGGCCGAAACUGGUACUACGUGAUGCAUCUUGUUCUCUACGGCUCGCUGCAAUCCUUCAACGUUGCCUCGAUUGUUCAAGCUGCUCAGGCCUUUGACACCCUGAUUCUAAAUGUCGUCGGACAAACGUGCGGCUUCCAGCUUUCGGCGCCCUCGGGAUUCGUCUGUGUCAACCAAGUCAGCAACUCCAAUUCCCCCUUCGGAUCUCAGUUGAUGCUGCUGACGCUCGGUGGUGUGCUCCUCCUGGCUGUUCUCAUCCCGCUGCUGUACCUGGACCUGAACGACAAUAUGAUAGUGCAGUGGAUCUCGUGCCUCUACCUGAUCAUUUGUGUGUUGAUAUGGGUGAUUAUGUCGUUUUAUUCGGGCCAGCCUUUCAGCUCCAGUUUCUCGUUCAUGGCUCCUCCGGGAGGCGGCUAUGCCAGCGCAAUUGGUGCUGUCCUGUUCAAUUUUACCCUGGCAAACACCAUCCCGUCGUGGGUCAAUGUCAAGCACAAGUCCGUCAGCGCAGCAACGUCUAUCUGGCUGUCGCUUUGGUUUUCUACCAUUCUAUAUAUCAUCACUGGAUGGUUUGGCGCACUUGGAUUCCAAAUCAGCAACGGAUCCAAUCUGAUGGCCGCUAUCACCUCGACCCUGGUAACUGGCCGCUGGCCAGCGCUGGUCAAUAUCAUCAACCUGACCUAUCCGUUCUUGAUCCUGGUGACAUCGAUCCCGGUCGCCUUCAUCAUCGCCAAGCUUAAUCUCGUCACGUCUCAUUUGUGCUCGCCAGGCAUGUUCUUGGACGAAGGACAUCAAGUCCUGACGCAUGCGAUGGUGGUGCACCGCCGCGUGGCAUAUUUCUGGUCAACCAUCUUCCCCUUCCUUGUGGCGAUCCCGAUGCAAACCGGCCCAUGGGUCUCCAUAUUCGCCAAUUGGACCAGUCUGACCUUCCAAGCCGUUUGCAACUUCAUUGCCCCGCUCCUCAUUUAUCUGUAUCUUCACAAGCGUAAUCUUGUGAUGCAACAGUCCGUGCUUGACGAGCUGGACAACCUCGACGUCACUGCCAACAUCAAAAAGCGCGGCUAUGACGACGAGGAUGACGACUUUGACUACAUUUACCAUCUGCCAUAUGCCGACCCGGCGCGGAUCAUUCGUCGAGACCCAUUUGCAACACCCCAUCCCGCAAUCGGCGCCCCCGAAAUCAACGUGCCCUCGGUCAAGUGCUCCAAAAGCUCGCUCCAGUCCAAGGACGGCCACACCAUGACCAAGGCUACGCGACGAGCCCUGAACCUUAGUGGCAAUGACGAGCAUAUCCAGGUUCACGGACGAAAAAUGUCGCGCAUGUCGAACGGCUCUGCCAUGCAUCUCGGCUCCACCAUGAUGGGCGGCUCCACGGUGGGCGGCUCCAGAAUGAUUGGAUCGCGUAUGACCAUGGGCUCGCAGGCAUCGACCAACUUUGGCUCGGCCAUGUACAUGGACAACCGCUACUCAAGUGGGCUUGGCAGCAGACUCUCCAACGGAGGCUCGAGCAAAAUUUAUCCCGUUGAUAUGGAGGACGAAAGCCAGAUCUUGACCGAAUCCGGCAUGCAGAUCUCAACCGAUAUUAUGUACAACAUGGAGCCGCCAUUCAAGGCGCUGCCACCUUGGAUUACGACGCGGGUGCCGCCUUUUAUCGUAGCCCUGGUUCUGUUCGUCAUCAUGUCCGUUGGCUGCAUAGGAAUCCUGAUCUACAACAUCUACAGCCUCGCCACCGGCCAGAGCGGAUCGUGAGCGGCGCUUUUGCCGCCAUAGUCAUAUCCUCGCUUGGAUUGUGCCUUGAUUAAUCAAUUGAAUAAUGGACCUAUUGCUGGACUGCUGUUAUGGUGCUUUGAGAUGCUAUCGGGUGCUACCGUGACGCAGUUUAGGUGUUGCCGACCUGCUGCAAAUUUAUACCCGUGGCCGCCGAUAAGAACGACUCGUAAACGAGAUAUCCGUUGGCUUCAUGUCCAGGUCAUGUCCAGGUCA
Polychytrium aggregatum is the source of this 2280-nucleotide messenger RNA. RefSeq lists its product as uncharacterized. The transcript has 11 exons. NCBI's taxonomy places the organism in Eukaryota, Fungi, Chytridiomycota, Chytridiomycetes, Polychytriales. The coding region runs from base 1 to 2046 and encodes 681 amino acids. The record is from RefSeq and is a predicted model, not a curated record. Gene Ontology annotation, biological process: amino acid transmembrane transport.